Trichobilharzia regenti is the source of this 1353-nucleotide messenger RNA. Lineage: Eukaryota; Metazoa; Platyhelminthes; Trematoda; Strigeidida; Schistosomatidae. The record is from the annotation of a GenBank genome assembly.
GUCGACCAAGGGCCUAGAUUCUAUCCUGAUCAGCAGUGUGUCGAACAGUGAAUAUUUAUGUUACUUGAACAAGUCAUUCUCAAAUAUGUUUCAUUGGAUACUAUAGAAUUACUUUAAACUAUUAUACAUCAAGGUUAGUUAAGUUAAUCGACACCAAAAGUAAUCGGCGCCAUGGAUGAAAUAAUAACAAAGUGGAAAGACCUCUCUGAUGCUAAGAAAUACAGAGAGGCUUAUAAUAUUGUUACAACUGCAAUACAGAAGGGCAUGCAACAUUCCGACCUCUAUUGGCGUAAGGCCUGCAGCUGCAGAGACUUAGCAAAUUCACUUGGGAAGAGUGACAAAAAUAUGUAUAAACACUACGUGCACGAAGGUCUUGCAGCUUGUGAAUCAGGACUUAGGUUGAAUUCAGAAUGUCCAAAGUGCAACUCUUGGUACGCAGUAUUUCUCAAUUACACAUCCCAGCUUGAAGGGAUGAAUAAGCGCAUAGAAAACUCAUUCAAAAUGAAAGAGUAUUGGCUGAAAGCACAUAAAUUGGACCCUACAGACUACGGAACAUUACAUGCUUUAGGAAGAUGGUGUUUCGAAGUAGCGGAUCUUUCGUGGUUGAAGCGAAAAUUUGCUGCAACCCUUUUUAGUACACCCCCAACAUCUACAUACGAUGAGGCCUUAAAGUAUCUAACUGAGUCAGAAAAAAUAGCUCCAGGUGCUCUUGUGAACAAUUCUCUGUAUUUAGCGAAAACUUAUCAAAGACUGAAAGAUAAUGCUCAGGCAAAACAGUAUUGCUUGAAAGUCCUAAGCUUUCCAGGAGACGAUUUGGAAACUGAAGAGGCGAAAACUGAGGCUUCUGAACUACUGAAGAAAUUAUAGAGUUUUAUGAUAUCGUCGAAACCUAAGUUAUCAGACAUUUUAAUGUGAACUUUCUACAAGUUUUAUUAAAGCUAAAAUUUCAAUUCGCUUUUUUCCGUUUUUAUUUCUACUUACUGUUUUCGCAGUAAUGGUGUUUAGUUUCUGUUUUUCAAGUGUAUUUCGUUUUAUCAAACCAUUAUUUGUCUACCGGUAUUAUAUUGUAGGAUUUUGUCUUGUGUGAAGGGUUACGCGAAAUUUUCAGUUUUGACAUUCAAAUUUUAGGUACUCUUACAAUGUGAAAUUUCCACAAAGAUUAGAAAGUAUUUAUAUUACAUACGGUAAGAAUGAGUUCCAAACUAAAAGAAACAGCUCAUUUGAUAAUUCAUUUUAUGGACUGAUAUAUUUCAUUUCACUAAAUUUAGCUCACAUAAGACAAAAUCCACAGCUUGUCAAUGAGCAAGGGAACUUUGUGACUUUUAGCAGUCAGAAUAUCUAGUCGAUAAGUUA